Messenger RNA from Tinamus guttatus (white-throated tinamou), 627 nucleotides. Lineage: Eukaryota; Metazoa; Chordata; Aves; Tinamiformes; Tinamidae. The record is from RefSeq and is a predicted model, not a curated record.
AUGGAGUUGAGGUCCAACAGAGGGGAAAAGAAGCAGAAAUGGACACAUGAUAACCUGCCUUUCUCUCUUUCCUCCUCCUCCCACUUGCAGAAAAAGAGUAGGGCAGCCACUGCCCGUCGGCAGCACCUGAAGAGUGCUAUGCUCCAGCUUGCUGUCAGUGAAAUAGAAAAGGAAACAGCUGCUAAGGAGGUGGAAAAGCAGAACUACCUGGCAGAGCACUGUCCUCCUCUGUCAUUGCCAGGAUCUAUGCAGGAGCUUCAGGACCUGUGCAAAAAGCUUCAUGCCAAGAUAGACUCAGUGGAUGAAGAGAGGUAUGACACAGAGGUGAAGUUACAGAAGACUACCAAGGAGCUGGAAGACUUGAACCAGAAGCUGUUCGACCUCAGGGGCAAGUUCAAGCGGCCGCCUCUGCGCAGGGUGCGCAUGUCUGCUGACGCUAUGCUGCGGGCUCUGCUGGGCUCCAAGCACAAGGUCAACAUGGACCUCCGCGCCAACCUGAAGCAAGUCAAGAAGGAGGACACUGAGAAGGAGAAGGACCUUCGCGACGUGGGUGACUGGCGGAAGAACAUCGAGGAGAAGUCUGGCAUGGAGGGCAGGAAGAAGAUGUUUGAGGCGGGCGAGUCCUAA